Messenger RNA from Caenorhabditis briggsae, 1338 nucleotides. The record is from RefSeq and is a predicted model, not a curated record. Lineage: Eukaryota; Metazoa; Nematoda; Chromadorea; Rhabditida; Rhabditidae. Bases 1 to 1338 code for a protein of 445 amino acids. The transcript is spliced from 7 exons.
AUGGUUCCAAACGGAGGUUUGGAUCCACUCAACAUGCGGCUGCUAAAAUUUCUAGCAGAAAAAACGGAGCACGCGACGACACCGCAGGCGAUCGAACCAUUGUUUAAACUUUUCGCCGAAGCGGAAAAACAGAAGAAGUCGACACGGUUCUAUCGAGGCCGAUACCAUGACCACUUGAGCCACAGGAUUCAUCAAAUCGAUGAGUUGGAUCUGGACGUAAAAGUGAAGUUGCUGUUUGCGUUCAGUUUGCGUGUCGAUGCGUAUUUCGUACAGGAACUGAAGAAGAAUGCGGUUGUGCUGUUGGAUGAACGGGGACGAAUCACAUAUUACAAAAAUACAAGUGGAGGACUCGAAUUAGCCAGAGAUCCGCCAAAAGGCGUGACAAAAGCUGAGCGGGAUAGGAAGAUUAUGAAGUUCAUCGUCGAAAAGGCCGAAAAGUCUACGACUCCUCUCGGCGCCGAUGCAUUGGCCAAGGAAUCGAUCGGAAAAGAGAUAUGGUCGUCGUUGGAAUACGACAAACCGAAACGCAUCAAGCUGAUGUUCGUGACCGGAGCCAGUUUCGAUGAGGAGGCUGUUGACGAACUCCGCAACGAUGCCAAGGCCAAUUUCGACAAUCAACGAAGACUCACAAAAUAUUCGGCAAACGAUGGCACUCUGGAAUUGGAGGGAAUGCUGAGUCCAGAGAAUGAAAGGAAAAAGCCGCCUGCUCCUAGAAAACCAAGACGGAAUUUCAAGAGGCCGAAUUCAGAAGAUAGCGAGCCAGAAUCGCCUGUAAAGCGAACAAGAAAAUCAGCUCCAUCAAACAGACGAUAUCUGAAAUCUACGAGCGAGUUGUUGGACGAAGAGCCACGUGGAUCAGGUAAUGGAUCAACGCCGCCGUCAUCUCAAACAUCUUUCCAUGUUGAUUCGCAGAAAAUCAAUGCGAAGGAAUUUUUGAAUUUCCUACAAAGCCUCGUGAGCCUCGUGAACUCUCCGCUCCUUGCGAAGUAUGAGAAACAGUUCGAGAAAUCGAUAGAAAUCGAUAAAGGAGAGAAGUGGAUUCCUGCUACCACCGUUCAAACUACACUCGACUUUUCGCUAUUGUUCGUCGAAUGGAAUACUGGGACUGACGAUGAACGUGGAUCUGGUGACGAGACGACCAGCAGCUCGACAAGUCUCAAGCGGUUCCUUUCGGUUCUAAGGAGUUCGCUGCUCUCAUUGCCCAAUGUAUCGUUAAAACAUGUACAUGACAAGCUGAAGAAGGAUAUUAAACAGCUGGAGGAGCACGAUAAGAUCAUUUCCAUUCAGACUAUUAGUAUCGUUUUGGAUAAUUAUUAUAUGAUGGUAUCAAAAAGUUAA